AUGAGUAGUCUAUUAGGUCUUAAUUAUUACGAUGACGAAGAAGACGAAGAACAAACUGGUAAUACAACAAAACCAAUUAAAGCUAGUUCAGUUCCAGGGUUGUCUAGUCUGAUUGGUUAUCAGGAAGGAGAAGAGGAGGAAGCAGCGGGCGAAACUAAUAAUGGGCUUAAAAACGUAAAUGCAUAUAAUUCUCAAGCCAUAGUACAUAAUGAUACAGGCGGUAAACGAUUAAAAGAUGCAUCAAAUAAGCCGCCUUCGCCGACGAUACUGCUUUCCCAAAGAACACUGGCACCAUCUCCUUCAGUUUUCUCCAAUCUAGUUCGUCGGAAAAAUAAUAAUACAACACCGCAUAAACAACGUGAUAGUUUAUCUACUUCACCGAAAGCAGUUAUUUCAUCACCAGUCAUUAAUAUACCAUCACCACACCAAGAGGUUUCGGAAUCUGAUGAAAAGUUAAAACAUGAAACCGAAGAUAACAUAACUGCAACUCCAAUGGAGGUGGAUACACCGUUUGAUGAAUCGGAAUAUGUUAACAGAAAGAUCCUUAUGCUUCAAUUGUUAACGCCCCAACCAAUUGAAGGUAAAGACAAUUGGGGAAUUCCGCAAGAACCUGAAGUAGAAUGUUGUCAAGAUCUUCAGGAAAAGAUUAUACAUUUCUACCAAUUAAGAGAGAAAGGCGUACAUUUUAAUGAAAACCUUUUGAAAAACAAAGCAUUUCGUAAUCCACACAUAUAUAAUAAAUUGGUAGAAUUUGUGGAGUUGGAUGAAAUCGGGUCAAAUUUUGAUCGAGAAGUGUAUGAUCCUUAUGGAUUUCCACCGGCAGCUUUUGCGGAUCAACUCGGUAAAUUCAUGCACAUUAUAAUUCAAAUACAAUUUGUUGGAUCAUCAUCAAGUACUCAAAGUAUAUCAAAGGCUCGUCAUGUUAUGCAAAGUUUGGCUGCUAGAGCCGAAAGAGGUUCUAGUAACAUUCACUCCUCUAUAAGGCCCACAUCUAGUACAAUCACAAGUACAACCACAUCAACAUCAUCCACAAGAACAUCAACUAGUUCAUCUGGUCGAAAACGUGUCAGUAAAUGGGAUGUUCCUGCUCCAGAUGUAAUAGCGUCGUCUUCUAAGACACACUCAUCAUCAUCAAGUUCUAAACAUAGUAGACGAAGUAGUCGAGAUCGUGAUAGAGAACGUGAUAGAGAGCGUGAUAGAGAGCGUGAUAGAGAACGUGAUAGAGAACGUGAUAGAGAUCGCGAUCGUGCUCGCGAUCGAGAUUUAAAACGGUCGAAAGUUUAG
Messenger RNA from Funneliformis geosporum, 1284 nucleotides. Lineage: Eukaryota; Fungi; Glomeromycota; Glomeromycetes; Glomerales; Glomeraceae. The record is from the annotation of a GenBank genome assembly.